This is a messenger RNA of Pichia kudriavzevii, 1044 nucleotides long. RefSeq lists its product as uncharacterized. Gene Ontology annotation, molecular function: nucleotide binding; oxidoreductase activity. NCBI's taxonomy places the organism in Eukaryota, Fungi, Ascomycota, Pichiomycetes, Pichiales, Pichiaceae. The transcript has a single exon. Gene Ontology annotation, cellular component: cytoplasm. The record is from RefSeq and is a predicted model, not a curated record. Gene Ontology annotation, biological process: NADPH regeneration. Bases 1 to 1044 code for a protein of 347 amino acids.
AUGUCAGAACAAAUCAACGUUGCGAUCAUUGGAACCGGAAUUUUCGCCAAGAACGCACAUCUGCCGGCUCUAAAGGAAUCCAAGCAUUUCAACCCUGUUGCGUGUUACAAUCGUACAACUGCAAAGGCGGAAGAGUUUGCGCAGUCUGUCUCGCCGGCUUUGAAAGUUUACAACGAAUUAGAUGAUGCCUUCAAAGACCCUGAGGUUGAUUUGAUUGAUGCGUUAUUACCUGUUCAAUUCAACCAAGAUGUUGUUGAAAAGGCGGUCAAGUACAAGAAGAACAUCCUUAUUGAGAAACCGAUUGCUGCAAACCUGAAACAAGCAGGUGCAAUUGUAAAACUUGCUAGAGAGAAUCCGGAUAUUUUGAUUGCUGUCAACGAGCACUGGUGUUAUCUAAAGGCUGUCAAACAGUUGAAGGAUGCAAUUACAAAAAUUGGUAAGGUUGUAGGCUUCAACUACCAUUCCACAGGUGCAUUCAAUUUCAACAAUAAGUACGCAACAACAUCUUGGAGACAACACCCAGAGCAUAUCGGGGGUUAUUUGAGUGAUGGUGGAGUUCAUCAAUUGGCACUCCUCACCUCUGUUUUGGGUAAUGUCAAGUCGGUCAAUGCGCGUGCAACUCAAGUAAGAGAACAGAGUGGUGAUGUUGAUGUUGUGUGGGCUCUAUGUAAGAUGCAGUCAGGCGUUAUUGGAUCUUUCAACUACGGUUCGGCUUUUGGUAAUAAAAAGAAAAACGGCUACUUUGAAAUCUUGGGUGAUAAUGGUUCUAUUUACUAUGACUUUUCUCCAGAAACUGGUAACAGGUUCAUCCUUCGUACGGGAGGAUUGACCGCAGAUGAUGAAAAAACGUCUGAAGAAAUAAAAAUUGAAAAUGAACACUGGUCAGUCAGUGAAGAGUUUGAAAAAGCUGCUUUGGAAUUGAAAGGCCAAAAGGGAAAUAUUGUUUCUUGGCCAGAAGUGGCCUUCCAUCAUCUGGCCAUUGUCGACGCCAUUCUCAAAUCGAGCAACUCCGACGCCGCAACUGUCUCCGUGGCAGAGCCAUAA